Messenger RNA from Ornithodoros turicata, 2015 nucleotides. RefSeq names its product V-type proton ATPase 16 kDa proteolipid subunit c-like. Gene Ontology annotation, biological process: proton transmembrane transport. The record is from RefSeq and is a predicted model, not a curated record. The transcript is spliced from 3 exons. Gene Ontology annotation, cellular component: membrane; proton-transporting V-type ATPase, V0 domain. Bases 114 to 581 code for a protein of 155 amino acids. Gene Ontology annotation, molecular function: proton-transporting ATPase activity, rotational mechanism. Lineage: Eukaryota; Metazoa; Arthropoda; Arachnida; Ixodida; Argasidae.
UGAUAUAAAGAAGGCGUAUCAGCCAUUUUUCGGCGAUACGUGCUCUUCAAAGUUGAAAGUGGGAGGGAGCUGUUCGGUUUUUCUGUGAUCUUAAAAUUAUUACAAAGGAUACAAUGGCGGACAGUCAACAACCACUUUACACGCCCUUCUUCGGCGUGAUGGGAGCAACCGCCGCGAUGGUUUUCAGCGCCCUCGGAGCAGCGUACGGCACAGCGAAGUCUGGCACGGGUAUCGCGGCCAUGUCAGUCAUGCGACCCGAGCUGAUCAUGAAGUCCAUCAUCCCAGUUGUCAUGGCUGGUAUCAUUGCCAUCUACGGUCUAGUCGUGGCUGUGCUUAUCGGUAGCGCCAUCAAGAAAGAGUACUCUUUAUUCACAUCAUUUUUGCACUUGGGGGCAGGCCUUAGCGUCGGCUUGAGCGGUCUGGCGGCGGGCUUCGCCAUCGGCAUCGUCGGAGACGCGGGCGUCCGCGGAACGGCUCAGCAGCCGAGACUCUUUGUCGGCAUGAUCCUGAUCCUCAUCUUCGCUGAGGUGCUGGGAUUGUAUGGGCUCAUCGUCGCACUCAUCAUGUACUCUCGAGGUUGAGCAACUCUUUGUUCCCUCACCCGCUCCCCCUGCAUGCACUGAAUGAAAACCAGGUGGAAAGAAGCAAAGAAAAAAAAAAAACUUUUUAUUUCUUUUUGUGUGACCUACACUUUCUGUUGUAUUUAUUUCCUGUGUACAGAUGCUGAAGAAAAAAUAGUGGGAUCCAACAUGUUUUUUUUUUCUUUUUUGGUGCUCAUUCCCACUAAUUUUUUUUGGAGCAAAAAAUUGUAAGAUUGCAAGCCUGGAUGUGGGGGAUCAUUAAAAUGGAAUGUGAAAUUUUGAACGUGGCAGCCACGCCGUCAUUGUUGUUCCUGUGUACAUAUGCUGUACAAGAAGCUCUUUAUCAUGUUUGUGUGUGAACAAACAUUCCAAAGAUGAAACGGUGGGAAUGAGAUUCUUGUCGUUAGUCGAAAAUGGAAAAGUUUACCCGGGUACGGAAUUUCUUUUGUCUUCAAGCUGUUUACUGGAACUUGGUACAGUCUGUCUGUUGCAGUUUUUCUACAUAAAGUUGUACAAUAAACAUUGCUAGUUAUACCAAGCGAGGUUUUCUUAGACUUUCCGCGUGGCGAUAGUUCACAUCGGCAGCAGCAGUGCAUGCUAGAUCUCGUUGCCUUGCAUCAGCAUUGCCGUUUUUAGUUUCUUCAACAUGCAACAAAUAUGUCGGUGUAAUUGUACUCCUCCUGUACUGCAGCAAAAUAAUUUUUUUUUCCAGAUUAGUUAGGUCAAGCUUGCACAAUGUAUGUGAGUAAUUAACCGUUGAACAUCUGUGUAUAGGGGUAAAUCGAGCACUACCAAAAUAUUGCCUCUUAAACACCUACUUACAUGAAACAGAAGCUCAGAGGUUAGUUACUAGAAAACAAAAACUGCAUUGGUAGCUGCUUCUCUCUGUUAAGGAGGGAGUAAUGUGCACAUCACUUUCUGAAUGUGCUUUUGUGUUAAUUUUUAUUCUUCACCCUCCCACAUAUACAUAAAUAUAUAUACAUAUACUAGGUGUAAAUAUGUUGGAUCAGCAAUGUUGUGCUCUGAUGCGUGUGUCUGUCUGUGUCGUCGUUCAGCAUAAUAGGAGUUUGAAAAUCUUAGAUCUACCGAAAUGAGUGUAAAAUGGUAUGAAGUGAGGGAAGGAAUAUGCUACUGCCACCUCAUUAUGUCUGUCUUCUGAUUAAAAAUUCUGCACAAAUCGAAUUAUGCUCCUCAUACCUUAUUUUGUUGGAUCAAAUUAGUUUUUCAUUUUAUUUUUCUUAGUGAAGCAUUUGUAAAUAUAGGUAUAGGUCUAUAGUAUUCCGUGUGGUCUCCUCAAAAAAACAUAAGCCACUUCUUUGAUGUGAGCUGAGUGACAGACAUUACCACGACAACGUAGGGUGAACACCCAGUAUACAUGUUUCACUGUGCAUUGGUUUUUCGGCUUUUGAAUAAAGGUUCAGUUUGAAACAAGUC